CUGUGUUCUAUGUGUGCGUAUGCUUGCAGCUGUCGGAGUUGCUAGGCUGUUUUUGGCUGUUUUUGCUGUUUUUGGCUGUUUUUGUAAAUAUGAACAGCGAGUUCAAGGAGUCUUUGAUGGCUUGGAUGAAGGCAGCAAAAAAGGGUUUACCGAAAUUGUGGAGUUUCUUGUUACAAAGGGAGUAGAUGUCAACUAUCGUUUUUUAAAUGGUGAUGCCACGGCGCCGUCCCUAGCUUGCUCUGCUGGACUUAAGGACAUUGUCGAGCAUCUUUUCAAAUGUGGAGCUGACCCCAACAUCGAAUUAAAAGAUAGAGUAACAUGUGUAUUGGAGGCUGCAAGAAAUGGUUUUGUCAACAUCGUGGAAAUGAUGCUCGCACGGCGGUGUCUUUCCACAGCCUCCACGAGGUGUUGUGGGAGGAACUACUCCACAGGGUGAUAAGGGAAAUCCACCACUCCCCCCUCCACCACCACCAACC
Messenger RNA from Cylicocyclus nassatus, 476 nucleotides. NCBI's taxonomy places the organism in Eukaryota, Metazoa, Nematoda, Chromadorea, Rhabditida, Strongylidae. The record is from the annotation of a GenBank genome assembly.